Molecule: messenger RNA, 2538 nt
Organism: Mus pahari (shrew mouse)
Lineage: Eukaryota; Metazoa; Chordata; Mammalia; Rodentia; Muridae
Product: CMRF35-like molecule 3
Exons: 4
Coding region: 96-902 (268 amino acids)
Cellular component (GO): plasma membrane
Molecular function (GO): transmembrane signaling receptor activity
Source: RefSeq, a predicted model, not a curated record
UGAACAGGAGACCUAAAGGACACUCAAGCUGAGCUGCAAGUCCUCACAGGUUGCUGUCAUCGGUCGCCACCAAGGACAGGAGAGGAGACAAGACCAUGUGGCAGUUUCCUGCUCUGCUCUUCCUCUUCCUCCCAGGCUGCUGCACUGCUCAGGAUCCAGUCACAGGUCCAGCAGAGGUAAGCGGUCAGGAGCAGGGCUCCUUGACAGUGCAGUGCCAAUACACCUCAGGCUGGAAGGAUUACAAGAAGUAUUGGUGUCGAGGAGCUCAUUGGAAGUCAUGUGAGAUUCUCGUUGAAACAGAUACAUCAGAGCAGUUGGUGAAGGAGAACCGUGUGUCCAUCAGGGACAACCAGACAGAUUUCAUCUUCACAGUGACCAUGGAGGAUCUGAGGAUGAGUGAUGCUGACAUUUACUGGUGUGGAAUUACAAAAUUUGGAAAUGAUCACAUGUUUGAAAUUAAUGUGAACAUUGAUCCAGAAAAUUCAACUACAACAAUGACAACGAUAGCCACAGUUGUGACAUCCACACCACCAACCAUGGAGAGCNUUGGCAUGACAACGGUAGCCACAGUUGUGACAUCCACACCACCAACCAUGGAGAGCAUUGGCAUGACAACGGUAGCCACAGUUGUGACACCCACACCAUCAACCACAGAUAGCAUUGGUGUGGAGAACAAUGGCCAGGUGACUCAGAGCUCUCUCUUCAUCUGGUCCCUGCUGAGCAGCAUCUCCUCCGUGCUGAUGGUCUUUGUGGUGGUUCCCCUCCUCCUGAGCAUGCUCAGUGCUGUCCUCUGGGUGAACAGGACUCAGAGACAAAAUGGGGGAGGUGAAAUUAACCUGGUGAACACCCAUAGAUCUGAUGCCCAGGACGGAGAGAAACACUUCCCAGAAGAUGGAAAAUAAUCUCUCUCUCUCUCUCUCUCUCUCUCUCUCUCUCUCUCUCUCUCUCUCUCUCUCUCUGUAUACACCUUGUCAGGACAGAUGUGUAUGUGGAAGACAUCUUCAGGUAUCAUUCCAUUAUUGUGUGAGACAGGAUUUCUCACUGACCUGGACCUUUGCCAAGUUGAUCAGGGAACUGACCAGGGAACUCCUGCCUCCACCCCCCAUCCUGCCAUUGCAAGCACACACAACUGCAGUCACAAAAAAAAACCAACCAACCAAACAAACAAACAAACACUGUCGCUUGUAGGGAUUGAACUCAUGUCCUUUUACUUGUGAGGAAGGCAAGCACUUUACCAACAGAGCCCUCUUCCUAGGCUGGAAAAGAAUCGCUCUAUUAAGGAACAGCUGGGCAUGAGCACCUUGACUCUGAAGUGCCGUGGGCCCAGACUUGGACUAAUCCCACUCCUAAAGCAUGGGCAGCUGAGUUCUGGAACCCAUUCAUGUCCCCUUCUCUCAGAACACCCCACAGUACCUACCUGGGCCUAUCUUCCACUGAUGGUAUCCAGGGAAGUAGAAAAAUACAAGAAAAUAUCAUGUUUGUUCGUAGCAUCCCAGUUCCUUAGAGGACACAUGCUAAUACAAGUCCAUGGGUCACCAUGCAGGUGACUGACCAAAUAUGUGGGAAAUGAGGCCUCACCACAUGGCAAAAUAAUUUGCCAUUGUCACACUGGAUAUCUGUCCCUUACAGAUGGGACACUCCCUGCUUUCUUUUUUGACAACGCAACCCAGUGACUAAGCCCACUGCAAACAAAGAUGGAGCAGUUGAUCUAGGCUCUGUACCAUCUACUCAGGUCCCCAAAUAGUAGGUUAGUCUUGGUCCCUGAAGACUAGAUUCUCUUCCCAGUGAGACCAAAUGGGGAGCUAAGCUGCAGGAAGCAGCUGCCCUCUCAGGAGUCAGGAACCCACAUCACCCCAUGACCCCUCCAGGGACAGUCUCUGCACCAGGCCCUUCCACUCUCUCCCUUUCACUCAGACACAUCUAUUGAAUGUCUAAGUAUUUACACCCCCUCCACAUACAAGCUCCAAAAUAAGACAGACCCAAUUAAAGUCCACAGAGGAAGUCAAGGGGCUCAAAGGUAAAUGCUCAGGGGAAAACAGUUGUUCUCAGCCCACCAUCCUCAGCCAUCCUUAGCUCUGCUCCACAACACAGUCUCUCCUCCAGUGGGGCUCUGACACCCACAGCCAAACUCACACCUAACUGUGAACUCCCACCUAACACGGGGGUACUCCCACUUUGUGUGAGCAGAGUCCCCCGGUUAGCAUCUUCUCCUUGAUGACCUGUGUUGGGCUCUAGUGAGCCUGCCUCUUAUUAAGAGGACGGUUUUCACUUGCUUCUGGGGUAAAGCUGCUGGUCAGUUGGCCAUGUUUCCACCCAUGCUUAGAUAAACAAUCAUGGUUAAACUCUGUGGGACACACACACACACACACAAACAUACACACACACACACACACACACACACCCUAUAUAAUCAGGAGAGGGUCUCAUUAGAGCCUGUAGGCCAGGCAGUGAUGGAGCAUGGCUUUUUUCCCAGUGCUCAGGAGGCCUCAGAGGCAGGUGGAUUUCUGAGUUCAAAGCCAGUGUGAUUUACACAGUGAG